AUGCGAUUUUGUCAAGGUCUGAGUCAAUUUCAAGAGUGUGUCUGCUGCUCAGAGAUUGACUGGGUUGCCUUUGUCGCUAAAACAAUGAAGCGAUUGAGACAGAAGGACUCUGCCUGUUUGCAUAACACAACACCCGGGAUUCCAAGCCGUUUGCUUAAAUCGCUGGGUUCUUCAGACGGCCUGGUAUUAAUGCAAACAGCAGUACCGCGACUCCUACGAAGGCCCAACACGCAAACAAACAGUCACAUAGCUUAAAGGUAGCUGGCGAGGUGGUGCUCGGGCAUUUUAGGAAAAGUUCGCGUUGUCCUGCGAUCUUGCGCUGUUUGUUAUGUUGGGGCUCACUUUCCUCCCCCACUAAAGAGGCAAUGAAGAUGGAUGACUUUGUGUUAGAGGGAUUUCGCUUUGCAGACGAGUAA
Molecule: messenger RNA, 416 nt
Organism: Porites evermanni
Lineage: Eukaryota; Metazoa; Cnidaria; Anthozoa; Scleractinia; Poritidae
Source: the annotation of a GenBank genome assembly